AUGGUCGAUGAGACGGCGGGAGCAGAGCUCAUGAGCUUUAUGGAAGCCUUUAAAGGAUAUCAUCAAAUCAUGAUGUCCGAGGCGAAUGAGGAGAAGACCGCGUUCGUAACACCGGAUGGAUUAUACUGUUACCAAGUGAUGCCUUUUAGGCUGAAGAACGUAGGGGCUACGUACCAGCGAAUGAUCAACUUGGUGUUCGGGGGGUUGCUGGGAAGGUCGAUGGAGGCCUAUAUAGAUGAUAUGCUUGUCAAGAGCGCUGCCCGGGCCGACCACGCCGCCCACCUCCGAGCAUGCUUUGAAAUUAUGCGCAAUCACCGACUAAGGUUAAAUCCGAAGAAAUGCACCUUUGCCGUGCAAACUGGAAAGUUCUUGGGUUACAUGAUGACCAAUCGGGCGACGUUUGAAGACCUGAAAGCUUACUUAGCAUCCCCGAUCGUCCUGUCGAAGCCCGAGCUUAGGGAAGACCUGGAAGUGUAUCUUGCUGUUUCGGAUCGGGCUGUCAGUGCGGUCCUAUGCCGAAUCGACAGUGAAGGAGUACAGCGGCCGGUAUACUAUGUGAGCCACGCUCUGCAAGGACCAGAAUUCCGAUACACCCGACUUGAGAAGGUGGUGUUCGCGUUAGUCGUCGCGGCAAAACGUUUAACGCCCUAUUUUCAAGGUCGGAAUGUCUGUGUGUUGACAGAUCAGCCGAUCGGGGCAAUUCUCAAGACCUCGACUUCCUCGGGACGAUUGGUCAAAUGGGCGAUGAUGCUGACGCAGUUCGCUCUGGAAUAUAAACCCCGACCAUCCAUCAAAGCCCAGGCUUUAGCUGACUUCGUGGUGGAAUGCACCGCGCGUGACACCGGAACUGACCAGAAUGAUCUCCAAUCUCCCGAAUGGUGGGAAGUAAGUACGAAUGGGUCCAGCGAGAAGAAGGGAGCGGGAGCGGGGAUAGUCGUUACGACUCCCGAGGGCUUUAAAGCUUACUAUGCCAUCUUGUUCCGCUUCUCGUCGACUAACAAUGAGGCCGAAUAUGAGGCCCUGAUUGCCGGACUACAGCGAGCGAGACAGUUGGGGGCCAAGUCUAUUCGAGCUCAAACGGAUUCCGCUCUAGUUGUCGGACAGGUUAAUGGCGAGUUCAUCACCAAAGGGGACAAAUUGACAGUGUAUAGAGAUCGGGUGUUGGCCGUCUUGCAACAAUUCGAGGCCCACCAACUUAGCCACAUUCCCAGGGCUGACAAUGCUGAUGCAGACAUGCUAUCGCGGUUGGUACAUGAGGUUCCCGAGCACAUUUCAAAGAUUGCCCGUAUUGAAGAAGCAACCGCGUCGUGCGUAGACUUGCUGGAGGUUGGGCCGGUCGAAGUUGAACAAGAUCCGUGGAUAACUGAUCUCAAGGAGUACCUCCAGGAUGGAAAUUGCCCCAAGAGGAGGACCGAGCACGGAAGGUGA
Messenger RNA from Ipomoea triloba (trilobed morning glory), 1428 nucleotides. RefSeq lists its product as uncharacterized. The transcript has 2 exons. Gene Ontology annotation, molecular function: nucleic acid binding; RNA-DNA hybrid ribonuclease activity. The coding region runs from base 1 to 1428 and encodes 475 amino acids. The record is from RefSeq and is a predicted model, not a curated record. NCBI's taxonomy places the organism in Eukaryota, Viridiplantae, Streptophyta, Magnoliopsida, Solanales, Convolvulaceae.